AUGGCGAACUCUGUGUCUGGGGUGGCGGUGAACGAGGAGUGCGUGAAGGCGUUCCAGGAGCUGCGGGCGGAGCGCAAGCACCGGUUCGUGGUGUACAAGAUGGACGACGACGCGCAGCAGGUGGUGGUGGACAAGGUGGGCGCGCUCGACGCCACCUUCGACGACCUGGCGGCGGCGAUGCCCGCCGACGACUGCCGCUACGCCGUCUACGACCUGGACUUCGUGUCGGAGGACUCGGCCGGCGAGACCCCCCGCAGCAAGAUCUUCUUCAUCCACUGGUCGCCGGAGUCGGCGGACGCGAGGAACAAGAUGCUGUACGCCAGCUCCACGGAGGGGCUCAAGAAGGAGCUGGACGGCGUGCAGAUCGACGUGCAGGCCACCGACGCCAGCGAGCUCACGCUCGACAUCCUCAAGGACUACACCACCUAA
Messenger RNA from Triticum turgidum subsp. durum (durum wheat), 429 nucleotides. Lineage: Eukaryota; Viridiplantae; Streptophyta; Magnoliopsida; Poales; Poaceae. The record is from the annotation of a GenBank genome assembly.